CUCGUUUUUGCAUGAUUUCAAGUAUAUAUAUAAAAGGAUCCCAAUUUGAUUUCCCGACGCGGGAUGGACCUCCUGUUCUGACGACACUCUGGUCUCGACAUCAUUGCUCCAUCUGCCCUGUCCUGCCAACCGACCAUGCUCAGCGAGGUCACAACUGGUCGGUCAUCAUUCACUCGAGAUAUAUGAAUGGGCAAGAUCCAAGCGUGCAUUGCUGUGUGGGCCUCCACACAUCAGUACUACCACCCUUUGACCUUAGUGAGGCCUGCGGUGGCUUACCCACACUCCAGUUUGUUUCGUCCCAAUCUGUUCCGCCGCUGCUUUGGAAGAUGGGGACGAAAAGGCCAUAUAAAUUUCUUCUUUGCUUUAAAAGGCUAUCAGAGUUUUUUACUUCCGCCACUUUGCUCGGAAGACCAUUCACGCCACAAAUCCUUUUUCUGUUUACGCUCAACGCCGGCUAUGGAGUCAAAGGAUAUUAGGAACACGAUGGCAGAUGAGCCCAAGGCAUCCUCUUCUGAUGAAGAUGGACUUCAGGGGGUGGAAGAGGCCCUGCAGGCGGAGGCAUUGGCAGAGAAUGUCUACCAAGUGUCCUCGGACACUGAAGACACAAGUGGAACUGAGACGCCCCCUGAAGUCAAGACCUCUCCUGAGGUGAUCAUGACCGCGAGAGCAUACCAAGUCGAAAUGUUUCAGGAGAGUCUACAGCGGAACAUCAUCGUUGCAAUGGACACAGGAAGCGGAAAAACUCAAGUAGCGAUACUUCGAAUUCAGGAAGAGCUCGGAAGGAGCCCCAAGCUUAUCUGGUUCCUUGCUCCUACCGUUCAGCUUGCCGCCCAACAGUUUGAGGUCAUCGAAAAACAGAUACCAGGAGUUCAGUCAAGGUUCAUCUGCGGCGCGGACAAUGUUCAAGCCUGGAAGUUUAAGACUGGUGUUUGGCAGGCGGUCCUCACCAAUGUCCGGAUCGUUGUGUCUACGUACCAGAUCUUGUUUGAUGCUGCCGUAGCACACGCUUUUGUGCCCUUGGAAUCUAUUAGUCUUCUCGUCAUCGAUGAAGCCCAUAACUGUGUCGGCAUGAAUCCUGUGGCUAGACUUAUGAGAGAGUCGUACGCCAAGCUGAAGCAGGAGGGGAAACCCGUCCCUCACAUUCUGGGUCUCACGGCUAGCCCUUUGAUGAGGUCCAAUCUCGCUGGUAUAGAAACACUCGAGCAGACCCUUGAUGCAAUCUGCAGGACGCCCUGUAGGCACCGCGACGAGCUUAUGGCUCAGGUGAACCGCCCAGAGAUGAAAGCAUUCAUAUACGGAGACCUUCCUGAACCUCAAAAUGCCACCCCAUCGUCUUCAAACAUGACCAGGCUCAUCGACACCUUACGACAGAUGGAUAUUACGGCCGAUCCUCACAUCAUACGACUCCGUGAGGAGAACACGGAGCGUAGUCGUGAGGCUCUGAAAAGCGCCAUCAUGUCUCGCGAUACUCAGUCACAGAAGCAGAUGAAGGCGCUGUUUGCAAGAGCAAGAGAGAUGAGGAUGAACCUAGGACCGUGGGCGGCGGAAUAUUACAUCAACAGAGUUGUCACUGAGUUUCUCAAAGUUGGCAGUCCACCCGCCCCAUCGGUUCACAACCUUUGGGAUGGGGAAAAGGCCUAUCUUUCGGCUACACUUCAGGGUAUUAAACCUGAAGCACCGCCGAGCCUUCCAGAUAACCUCUCCCGCAAAGUUCAAGCCUUGCUACAAAUUCUCGCCUCCCAUAAAGGCAACCCCGUGGGAAUCGUUUUUGUCACGGAGAGGGCAACCGCUUCGGUCCUUUCGCAUGUUCUCUCGGUACAUCCCGUUCUCGAGUCUCGCUACUCCGUGGAGUCUAUGGUUGGCACAUCAAAACUUCCUGGGGGCAAGCACAGUUUUCUCGAUCUCACCACGAAAGAGGACAUUGAGUCUCUGCACCGGUUCAGAAAGGGCAAGGUCAACUUGCUGGUGGCUACAAGCGUUCUCGAGGAAGGCAUCGAUGUACCCGUGUGCAACUUGGUCAUCUGCUUUGACAAGCCCAGCAACCUCAAGUCGUUCAUCCAGAGACGAGGGAGGGCUCGUAUGAACGAGUCGGAACUCUGGGUUCUUUUCAAAGAUGAUCAGGACCAGUCUCUGGAGGAGUGGAAGGAGCUCGAGCAGGAGAUGAAGCGCAAAUACGAAGACGAAUUACGGGAAAUAGCAGGGCUUGAGCAGAUGGAACAAUCCGAGGCGGAUGAUUAUCCCAAGAUGACAGACCCAACAACAGGGGCACAGAUGACCAUCCACGACGCAAAGCAACAUCUCGAUCAUUUCUGCUCAACCUUGUCCACCAGGAAGUUUGUCAACUGGGCGCCGUUUUACAUUAUCCACGAUCUGGAGGGAAACCCCAUCGACGCUCGCAAACCCGGCCUUCGGGCCGCCACUGUGAACUUGCCCGUCUCACUGUCCCCGAGUUUGCGUCGUGCAGAAAGCCUGCGGACCUGGCCCUCGGAGGCUUUUGCUUGCAAAGACGCCGCUUUCCAGGCUUACAAGAAGCUCUACGAGGCGGGUUUGAUCGACAAGAACAUGCUGCCUGCCAGAACAACGCCUGGCUUGGUGGAAGUUGGAAAAACGGAGGGGAUCACCACUGUUGAGGUGCAAUAUAAUCCCUGGCUGGAGGUAUCAAAGGCUUGGGAGAGCAGCACUAAGCUGUACAGUCGGCGUGUGACAAUAUCCAGCGAGGACGGCACACAUUGGGCACAGCUGGACCUUUCGCUUCCAAUCCCCGUUCCUUUGAUAAGAGAUCAAGUCAUUCAUUCGGAGCGCAAAACAUCUUGGACUAUAUCCAUGGGGGCUGCUCAUGAGAGAAAGUAUGACAAGGACAAUCGAGAUCACACUUAUGGUUUGCUCGCGAUGGCCUACGGACAUCGGUUCCCGAUAGAGAAGAAACAAUAUCCCAUCCGUCUUUUCUCGCCAGAGGAGGAGAUUACUAUUGACCGCAUGGCCGCAUUGGAAUUCAACCGCGACUCUCUCGCCAACUGUUCUCAGUCUUACCUCAUCCGGGAUGUUGACAGCGCCAACCACCCCUAUUUCUUUAGAGAGUGGCUUCCAAAGAAGCCUCCCAUGAACAUGAUCAAGUCCGUGUUUAAGGGGUUCGAGGAGGCCCCAGAGGACGUCCCUUAUGUGUCUGUGCAGGCGUUCCCCAAGAGGGCAGGUCAAUUCCGCAAGUUACCCGAUGCUUUCAUUCACCGGCUACCCAGCGGGAAGCCUUACCCGCGAGUGAUUCUUGCGAGCCAGGUCAAAGUCGACAAGAUCCCAACUGUGUUUGCCCAUGUCGGUCUGAUGCUUCCCGCUCUUACGGCUGCAGUGGGUGACUAUCUUGUUGCCAGAGACCUGCUGGAUGGGUCGCUGCAAACGACCGGGAUCACGGGUCUGGAUCUGGUGGUCACGGCCAUCACAGCAUCGGGGGCGAGGAGGUCAAUCGACUAUGAAAGAAUUGAGUUUCUGGGAGAUUCCAUUCUCAAGUUUUGCACAACUAUCAACUGCUCGGCACAGUACCUCCACUUCCCAGAAGGCUUCCUCUCGGCGACCAAAGACAAGAUCGUCUCCAACUACCGUCUCUGCAAAGCUGCCAUAGAUUUCGGACUCGCCCGCUACAUCAUCAACACUGCCUACACGACAGACAAGUGGCGGCCCGUGUUUGUGGAAGAUUACCUCGAGCGCACCGACAACCCUUCUGCCGAUGGACCGAAAACCAGGGAGAUGUCGACCAAAACCCUCGCCGAUGUGGUAGAAGCCUUGAUCGGCGCCUCCCACAUCAGCGGCGGUAUCAACAAAGCCCUCGCUUGUAUUUCUCAGUUUCUCCCCGAGGCCAAAUGGCAGAGCAUCGACCACGGCCGCCAGGUCCUCUACGACGAAGCCCCCGACGACGAGCCCCUCCCUCCUAACAUGCACCUUCUGGAGAAACUGAUCGGGUAUACUUUCAAGAAAAAGUCCCUCCUCAUCGAGGCAAUGACCCAUCCCUCUUUCAACAUGCAAGAUACCCGCGCCUCCCUCGACAGGCUAGAAUUUCUUGGCGACGCGAUACUAGACUACCUCGUUGUCGAAUCCCUCUUCUCCCUCCGCGAACCACUGACCGGUCUCCCCCUCGAAAACUCCAAGCUCCACCUUUUACGCACCGCCCUUGUCAACGCCGACAUUUUGGGGUUUUUGGUGAUGGAGUGGGCCAUCGAAGAGGAAAGAUACAACGCUGAAGUCAUCCUCCCUAAUCCCACUUCCAACCCAUACCUCUCCCCCUCACGACGAACUUCUAGUUCAAGCACUAACCCCCCAGAGAUCAACCUCAUCAGCACCACGGCCAAAUUCCCGCUGUGGUCAUUCCUGCGGUACACCUCGCCCGAAAUGGGCGAGCACAUCCUCUCUACCCAAUCCCGGCAUUCUUUUCUCCGCGACGAAAUCCGUCACGCCCUUGACCGCGGCGAAAAAUACCCCUGGCCCGCGCUUACAAGACUCCAAGCACAAAAGUUUUAUGGCGAUGUUUUUGAGAGCUUGAUGGGAGCUGUCUGGGUUGAUAGUGGGGAUUUGGAAGAGUGCAGGGGGUUGAUGGAACGAAUUGGGAUCAUGGGGGUGAUGGAGAGGUUGGUGAGGGAGGGGGUGCACUGUUUGCAUCCGAAGGAGGAGUUGGGGCUUUUGGCGGCGGGAAGGGCGGUGGAGUAUAGGGUUGAGGAGAAUGAGGAAGGGCAGUGGGAGUGUGCUGUUGUUUGGGCGGAGACGGGGGAGGAGGUGGUUAGGGUUGGGGGUGCGAGGAAGGGGGAGGAGGCUAGGGUUAGGGGGGCUGAUGCUGCGGUUGGGGUGUUGAAGGCGGAGAAGGAGGUAAGGGAACAGGAGAAGAGGAGGGUGAUGUUGGAGAACUUGGGAAAGGAUGUGGUUGUUGAUGCGUGA
Messenger RNA from Podospora pseudocomata, 4917 nucleotides. It is a transcript of the gene DCL2, whose product is annotated as Dicer-like protein 2. The transcript is spliced from 7 exons. Gene Ontology annotation, cellular component: nucleus; cytoplasm; RISC complex. The coding region runs from base 187 to 4917 and encodes 1576 amino acids. The record is from RefSeq and is a predicted model, not a curated record. Lineage: Eukaryota; Fungi; Ascomycota; Sordariomycetes; Sordariales; Podosporaceae. Gene Ontology annotation, molecular function: ATP binding; ribonuclease III activity; RNA binding. Gene Ontology annotation, biological process: siRNA processing.